AGCUGUAAAAGGAGCACUCACUGUACCUCUAUGAAUCCCUGUCGUACAUGUAUUCAUCCCAGACGAAAUAAUAUAGCGAUAGUGUCAAUUUGGUCGUAUAGAGGAAUCAAUCAAAAAAGAAUAGCUGUUAGAAGUGAUCACUCAUAGCUUGAAGUAUGGUAAUGUUAACAUUAGAUUGGUUUCUUUAUUAAGGCUACAUUGCCCGUUGAGGGGGUUAGGCUACAUCGUGGAGUUAAAAGGCGUACCAGUUGUGUCUGUCCUGGUUCUGUCAGAUGAACAAAUCGUAAGAAGUCGACACCACACGCAUUUUUCCAGCUGACAACAUAGUAUUAGUCAUUGGAAGCAGAGAACUGGAAGGAAAGGCGGCCAAAGGAGGUGUUUGCUUUGGGGAUGACCAGUGAAAUAUACCUGCUGGAGCGCGUACUACAGCCCCCCCCCGUCAUGGCAUCUCCAUCUUUUCUCCUCCUCUUCCCCUCCCUGGGUUGGCUGUCUGCUGUGACAUCAUCAGAUCCCUUUGUCCAUGCUCCUCAUUUCACUGGGUGUAAAUCCAGGGAGCUCGUGACGUUUAGCUGUUGGUGGAGCGCCGGAAGCUUCCAGAAUCUCACGGAACCCGGAGCACUGCAAAUGUUCUACUGGAAGAAAACUGAUUUGACGAAAGAAUGGAGGGAGUGCCCUGACUACUCCUCCUCUGUGAAGAAUGAAUGUUUCUUCAAUAAGAACGACACAGUUAUCUGGACGACCUACUGUGUGCGGCUCAGCUCCAAAAGCCAGAACAUCACCUACGAUGAAUUGUGUUUCGAAUUGCAGGAUAUAGUGCACCCUGAUCCCCCGGUGGCCCUGAACUGGACGCUGUUGAACGUCAGCCGGUCGGGCCUGAACUAUGACAUCAUGGCGAGCUGGGAACCCCCGCCCUCGGCUGACGUAUCCGUUGGAUGGUUGACACUGGUGUACGAACUCCAGUUCAGGAGGAGGAACAGCUCACACUGGAAAGUGUUGGAGCAUGAGUUUGGCACUCAGAAGUCAAUCUACGGCCUUAGUACAGGAGAGGAGUAUGAGGUGCGCGUGCACUGCUCAAUGAGGGCCUUCAAUAACUUUGGGGAGUUCAGUGAUGCCAUCUUUGUCCAUGUGUCAGAGAUUCCCAGUAAAGAGUCCACGUUCACUGUGACUCUGGUCCUGAUCUUCGGGGCUGUGGGAGUGGCCAUUUUCCUCAUGCUCAUCAUCUUCUCUCAGCAGCAGAGACUUAUGGUGAUUCUUCUGCCUCCUGUUCCUGCACCCAAAAUCAAAGGGAUUGACACAGAACUGCUUAAGAAGCGAAAGCUGAAUGAGCUGAACUUCCUCCUGAGUGUUGGUGGCAUGGGGGGUCUCCACCCCUACCCCCCUGACCUGUACCAGGACGAGCCCUGGAUUGAGUUCACCGAGCUGGACGCAGACGAGCCUGAGCCUGGGGAGAAGGAGGACAACCAGAGCUCGGACACACAGAGACUGCUGAGCCUGGGUCACAACAACCACUGCACAAACCAUGGCUGCUCUCACACCCUCAGCAUCCCUGAUAAUGACUAUGAUCCAGAGCUGCCUGACCAGGAGACCCUAAUGUUGAUGGCUGCCCUCCUGUCCAGCCAACCUGAAAAAGUUGAACCCUGCCUGGGGAACCAGCGGAGCCACUCCAACCCCCCGGCUCUAGAGGUGCUGGAUGUCCCAUGCCCAAGGCUCCAAGCUCCAGAGCGAGGGGAGAGGCCCCUGGUCCAGACCCAGCUGGGAGGCCCUCAUAGCUGGGUCAACAUAAACUUCUAUGCCCAGGUCAGCGAUGUAAUGCCCGCUGGAGGGGUGGUGCUCUCACCAGGCCAGCAGGUCAGAGCCCCAGAGAAUGCUAUAACAACAGAGGAGGAUAAGAAGAAGAUUGGGAAGAUGGAAGGAGGAGAGGAGGAGAGUGAAGAGGAGGAGGAGGAGGAGAGAAUAAAUAAGAAAUUGCCGUCUCAGCUGCUGGUGGUGGAUCCUGAGGCUGGGGGCUACACGACAGAGAGUAGUGGCCGGCAAAUCAGUACCCCUGACCCCUCCUCACCUGGGGAGGUUUACCACGCCUUCCCCCCACCUCCCCCCUAUCUCCUGCAUACCACCCCCCUAGGGGACUACCAGUCCCUGUACAUCCUUCCCAACUCCCCUGCUCAGUUCCUGCCCCCUGUUUUGGACUACACUGUGGUUCAAGAUGUUGACUCCCAGCAUAGCCUUCUCCUCAACCCUCCUUCCCCACAGGGGACCCCCUCCUGCCCCCCACAACCACCCUCCAAGCCCCUGCCCACAAUGCCCAUAGGGUACCUCACCCCGGACCUGUUAGGCAACCUCUUGCCUUAAAGAAAAAAACACCACCCAGGAGGCCUUGGGGCAUAGAGGUCAGAGUUCACAGGCCAGGAAGUCAGUAAUCAUCCCAGAAAGACAGUCUUGUUCUACCUGAAACCAAAUAUGUUACGGGACAGACAGGCACGAUGUUUGUUUGAGAGGGUGAUGGAAGGGAAGCUGGGAAAGAGAAACGUUUCGAUGUUGUGUUUGGGUUUUAUAUAAGUGAUACUGGAACUUGAGGAAAGAGUAAAUUGGCCUUUCUGGUUUGACAGAGCUUAAAGGAAGACUUGUGUUGAACAAAUCUUACAGUGCUCUGUCUGACUAAGACCGAGACACCCAAAAACCCACAGUCUGAAACCUUUAAAUGCACAGAUUUCUAAUAUAACGUUACACACAGAUAAACUUAUGCACCACAAAUACGCAGACAGACAAGCUCAGACAUGAUUCUAGUUGUAUGUUAUCUGAUACCUUUAAGUAUCUAUCAUUUGACUGAUUAAGUGCUAUGUAAACAUUUUCCUUGCAGACACACCCAGUCCCACCUUAAUGUUUCCUACUAUGAUCUAUUAUAGAAAUGUCAGAGAGAAGUGAGUAAAGAAACAAGCUCACAUAUGUCAUAUAACAUAUAGAUAUUUAAUACUGUAGCAUAUUGGCUUAAGUCUUAACUAUACUGUAGAUGGAUCAAGUAACAGAAUGUAAUGGAGAAUAACAAGCACAUUUAUACAAUCACACACACGCACACACAUUUACAUCAUCGUUAUCGCCGCAUUAAUUGACAGAACACUUAAGUGUGCUGUUUUGUCAAACUUACCGCUACAAUGAGCGCAAAGUGACUAUCGGUGACUAUUGUCGUUCAUUUAGCACUCGUUAUUUUGCUUAGUAGCACAUUUUCAUGCUGAUAUUUAGCUUUGAAUUCUUGCAGCAGAAUCAUUGAAUCUUUACCAGACUGAGGUCACAGUAUUGAACACAGCCAUUAGACAACCUGUCUGUACUCAAUGUGAAAACUCACUCUGAUUACCAUAAUAAAUAGAGGUCAAGGCAGCUCAUAACAGCGAACAUGUUUCACUUGUGUAAUGAGACAUUAACAAGCACAGACUGGAGUCUCACAAUACAGGAAAGACUGCUUUUGUAUGUUCUACUUACUUUGCCUUCAUUUUAAUUGCAGGGACAAUAACUGAAAAUGUGUAAAGAGGUACUUAGGAUAUGUCUUUCUCUCUGUGUUUCUGCUGUUCUCAAUGCAGUUGCAAUGCCAAUGUUAAUGUGCUGUCGCUUGAGCUUUAUGAUAGUGGAAUGAGCCUCUUUUGAUGUAGUGAAACGUACUUAGACACUCAGGGUUUUCUAUAUGCACCCAACUUUGCAAACAUGCCCAAGCAAGCACACACACACACACACACACACACACACACGCAAGCACAUACAUACACACCAUUUCAAAACGUGGAAAAGACCGUAUCCACUUUUCUUUUGAGCUGACAUAUACACACGCACACACAUUGUUGUAAAAAAAAAAGAAACUGGUGGUGAAUUGGAAAUGUACUAGUUUGUGUAUCUGAUCUGCAUUAGUCAUUGACAAGACGCUCCGUAGACACAGCAGAUUAUACAUGUAUCAUCAGAAGAAAGAUCAUCUUCAUCCCGAAGAGAAACCAUCCGAUCCAGUGGUUGGGUGAGCAGCUGGAGUAUGUGUUUGGUGUUGGACAUUGUACAGUGUAGUCAUACUUGUUCAUAGGCAAUGGAGCGCUUUAAAGGUGGAUGUGAACUUUUCAGGGCCAUCAUUAUUGGAGAGUCUUGUCUCUGUGUAUGACUGUGGCAUUCUGUCAGAUCCAUUCAGCGUAUACACUCUUAGGGGGAAAAAGGGUUCUUCGGCUGUCCCCAUAGGAAAACACUUUGGUUCCAGGUAGAACUACUAGAACUACUUCUACUUGUUUUAAAAAAAUGUUUAUUUAACUAGGCAAGUCAGUUAAGAACAAAUUAUUUUUUACAAUGACGCCCUACUCCGGCUAAAGCUGGACGACGCUGGGCCAAUUGUGCGCCGCCCUACGGGACUCCCAAUCCCGGCCGGAUUCAAACCAGGGACUGCAGUGACGCCUCUUGCACUGAGAUGCAAUGCCUUAGACCGCUGCGCCACCCGGGAGCCGCUGUGCCACCUUGGAACCGAAAGGUUUCUACCUAGAACCAAAAUUGGUUCUUCAAAGGGUUCUUCUAUGGGGACAGCAGAAGAACCCUUGUAGGUUCUAGAUAACACCUUUUUUUCCCCCCUAAGACUGUACAAACUGCAUCACAAGGACUGAAAGCCUAUCUGUAAGUGCAGAAUAUCUGUUACUAUUUUGUGGUGUUCCCUACAGGAGCUCUUUGACCGUUACGAUUCGUAAAUAUGAAACAUAUAUUAUGCCGGCACGUUAAGAAUGUUCAGUUCAGAGUUCAACAUGGACAAUAUCACUUUUCAGUUGUCUAUUCAACAAUUCAUGAAUGAUGAUAAGUGUUUUUAAACGGAUAAUAUCACAACACAACCUGUUCAAGUGUGCCAUUCUCUGGCAUGCUUAUUCUCUCUCGCUCUCUUCUCUUAAGUGAACUGCUGCUGCCGCCAUUGCUGCCGUUGCUGAUGAGACCAGCAUGCAAACAUUGAAACAGAAAUCUACAAGUGCCGUAACAACUAUGUGUGUUGAAUUUUGUUUUGUUACUAAUCAGAAAUGUUGCUGUUAGGUACAUUUCCCCGCCUGCAUUCAGCCUUACCACGGGCUUAUACAUUAGGGUGCAACUUCACACAAGGUUGAGAUCGAAAUGCGUUGUCUCCAACAGACUUCAUUCAAUGUUGUGUAGUAGAAUAUGACAAAAGUGUCAGCUCUAUACAUUGCAUUUCUAUCUGCAGCAUUCUAAAACUUUGCAACAAACUGAAUAAGCCAGAGGUGCCUUUGUGUAUAUACAGUAUAAGGAAAGAGAUAUCAGAUUAUUUCAAUAUUUAAGUACUCAUCUAACAUUUGUGACCGGCCGGCUCAAACCAGUCUUAUUUAGCAAAAUUUGAAAUUGUCUUAGCUAACAUUCGGCUAUAACUAGCCAAGAAAAUGGCUCUGAGAUACGAAAUAUUAAGAUCAUCCACAUAACGUGAGCUAGCGAGCCAGCCAGCUAAUGUUAGCUAGCUAACAGCACACUUUAACUUGAAAUAAAACCACUUUCUGUCAAAAUAGAAACGUGUAAUAUCUGAAAAUGUAGCUAGCUAGACUAACUUAUAAUGUAGCUAGCUAGACCGUAUACAUCAUGAUUCAUGGAUGGACCCAUCUCCUGUCGGAUGCCAUGGUUGCCCUUAGUUUGAAGAUGUAAUCCGGAGACAGGUGGUUUCUCCAGCUCCUUAGCUAUCAUACUCGAAUUCCACUCAUUUCAAAACUCAGUCCUCCAGAAAGUGGAGCGCAACAGUUAUGCAGUUUUACUACUCGAUACAUUAAAACAAAAGCCGUGUUAGACAGGAUUACCUAGACAUACUGACCAGCUCAAAUAGACAGAAGCUUGCUAUAUGGCAGACCAAUCCAAACUCAUCUCUCGGCAUUUCCACUCAUUAUCUCAGCCAAUCAUGGCUAGCGAGAAGGUUGCUCACGUUUUCUGUGGCUAAACCAACUAGGCUCGUAAUUUAACAACUUAUUUGUAUUUACAGAUGGCAUACAAGUUUGUUAUUAAGGCAUAUGAAAGUUCAUACUGUAUGUUCGAGAAUUUUUUUUUUUUGGAUUCAAAAAACGGCUCUCCUAUGAAGUAGUGACCUGUGACAUACGCCUAGUUUCCUGAAACGAGUCACAUUUAUGGAUGUUUGAAAAGUUACAGAUAUAGGAAGAGAGAACGGAGAACAACUCUAUUCAAGCUUACGAGACAUCUGUUUACCAUUUGUGCAGUGGUGGAAAAAAGUACAUGAUCAUACUUGAGUAAAAGUAAAGAUACCUUAAAAGAAAAUUACUCAAGUGAAAGUCACCCACUAAAAUAUUACUUGAGUAGAAGUCUAAAGGUAUCUAGUUUAAAUGUACUUAUGUACGGUGGUGGAAAAAGUUCUCAAUUGUCAUACUUGAGUAAAAGUACAAAGUAAAAGUAAAUGCUAUACAUGAAAUUCCUUAUAUUAAUAAAACCAGAUGGCACAAUUUUCUUAUUUUUUAAAUGUAUUUACGGACAGACAGGGGCACACUCCAACACUCACAUAAUUUACAAAUGCAGUAUUGGUGUCUAAUUAUUCUACCAGAUCAGAGGCAGUAGGGAUGACAACGUGUUAUAUUGAUAGGUGCGUAAAUUGGACCAUAUUGCUCUCCUGCUAAGCAUUCGACAUGAAACGAGUACUUUUGCGUAUCAGGGAAAAUGUGUGGGAGUAAAAAGUAAAUACACUAUAUGACCAAAGGUAGGUGGACACCUGUUAUAUAUCCAUAUUUUGUUUUUCCCUGUCCAUAUUUUGAAUUUCAGACUAAAUCAAGUAUCUGUGAAUUAUCUAUCAUGAAUGCAUAGCAGAAUCUGUUUUUACAUUGUAAACUCCUAAGCCUUCUCACUGUCAACUGCGUUUAUUUUCAGCAAACUUAACAUGUGUAAUAUUUGUAUGAACAUAACAAGAUUCAACAACUGAGACAUAAACUGAACAAGUUCCACAGACAUGUGACUAACAGAUUUGGAAUAAUGUGUCCCUGAACAAGGGGGGGAGGUCAAAAUCAAAAGUAACAGUCUGUAUCUAGUGUGGCCACCAGCUGCGUUAAGUACUGCAUUGCAUCUCCUUCUCUUUGACUGCACCAUAUGUGGCAGUUCUUACUGUGAGAUAUUACCCCACUCUUCCACCAAGGCACCUGCAAGUUUCCAGACAUUUCUCGGGGGAAUGGCCCUAGCCUUCACCCUCCGAUCCAACAGGUCCCAGACGUGCGCAAUGGGAUUGAGAACCAGGCUCUUCGCUGGCCAUGGCAGAACACUGACAUUCCUGUCUCGCAGGAAAUCACACACAGGACGAGCAGUAUGGCUGGUGGCAUUGUCAUGCUGGAGGGUCAUGUCAGGAAGGCUACCACAUGAGGGAGGAGGAUGUCUUCCCUGUAAUGCACAGCAUUGAGAUUGCCUGCAAUGACAACAAGCUUAGUCCGAUGAUGCUGUGACACACCGCCCCAGACCAUGACACACCCUCCACCUCCAAAUCGGUCCCGCUCCAGAGUACAGGCCUCGGUGUAACGCUCAUUCCUUGGACGAUAAAUGCGAAUCCGACCAUCACCCCUGGUGAGACAAAACCACGACUCGUCAGUGAAGAGCACUUUUUGCCAGUCCUGUCUGGUCCAGCGACGGUGGGUUUGUGCCCAUAGGUGACGUUGUUGCCGGUGAUGUCUGGUGAGGACCUGCCUUACAACAGGCCUACAAGCCCUCAGUCCAGCCUCUCUCAGCAUAUUGUAGACAAUCUAAGCACUGAUGGAGGGAUUGUGCAUUUCUGGUGUAACUCGGGCAGUUGUUGUUGCCAUCCUGUACCUGUCCUGCAGGUGUGAUGUUUGGAUGUACCGAUCCUGUGCAGGUGUUGUUACACGUGGCCUGCCACUGCGAGAACGAUCAGCUGUCCGUCCUGUCUCCCUGUAGCGCUGUCUUCUCACAGUACGAACAUUGCAAUUUAUUGUCCUGGCCACAUCUGCAGUCUUCAUGCCUCCUUGCAGCAUGCCUAAGGCACGUUCACACAGAUGAGCAGGGACCCUGGGCAUCUUUCUUUUGAUGUUUUUCAGAGUCAGUAGAAAGGCCUCUUUAGUGUCCUAAGAUUUUCAUAACUGGGACUUUAAUUGCCUACCGUCUAAGUGUUAGUGUCUUAACGACCGUUCCACAGGUGCAUGUUCAUUAAUUGUUUAUGGUUCAUUGAACAAGCAUGGGAAACAGUGUUUAAACCCUUUACAAUGAAGAUCUGUGAAGUUAUUUGGAUUAUCUUUAAAAGACAGGAUCCUGAAAAAGGGAUGUUUCAAUUUUUGCUGAGUUUAUAAGAAUUGGACAGGGAGAAACCUAUCAAUAAGCUUCAAUGACAUUCUUUACAAUAUUGCCUUGAUAUUCACCAGAAAGAUAAGAUAAUGUGUGUGUUGAUCAGCCUAUAAGAAACAUUCCUACAGAGUAUUUUGUAUAUGGUCAUACAGUAUAGAUACAGUAGUACAAGUAUUCUUUCAAGACAUAAGCCAAUAUCUUGCUGUAACUAAACCCUAUAUUGUAUUUUGCUUUUCUACAAUCCCAUGUCAUUUGUGCCAAAGACAUCUUAACAUUUUCAUAUGUUGACAUUAAAAGAGAGAUGAGGAAGGGGGCUAUAGUGACUUAAAUCAUUACGCGGAUUCUGUUGCGAAACGUUUCUUAAACGGUUUCUUAAAAUGGUAGCAAACGGGGAGGGAUUUACCUCAGUUUGUCCAUUAUAAACUCUAGUUUUAGUUGCAAAACGUUCCACUGGCUCAGGUUUUGUUUGUUUGCUUGACGUUGAUUGGCUAGUGAUGAUAUUGGCUAUACAGCAUGCUUGACAUCAUUUGACAGGAUCUGGUUCAAGGGGCUUGAUGUUCGACGGGUUUCUCAUGCUUAAGUUGGUGUGUUCUGAAUUGUGUUCCUCUUUUGUUUCAUGUUCAAUAUCUUUCAAAAAGGUACACAAUAAAUAUAUAUUAUCUUUGUCAGUUA
Messenger RNA from Oncorhynchus nerka (sockeye salmon), 8949 nucleotides. RefSeq names its product growth hormone receptor a (gene ghra). The record is from RefSeq and is a predicted model, not a curated record. Gene Ontology annotation, cellular component: external side of plasma membrane. NCBI's taxonomy places the organism in Eukaryota, Metazoa, Chordata, Actinopteri, Salmoniformes, Salmonidae. The coding region runs from base 391 to 2349 and encodes 652 amino acids. Gene Ontology annotation, molecular function: cytokine receptor activity; protein binding. Gene Ontology annotation, biological process: cytokine-mediated signaling pathway. The transcript has 11 exons.